Leptopilina boulardi is the source of this 3180-nucleotide messenger RNA. RefSeq lists its product as uncharacterized. The transcript has 3 exons. NCBI's taxonomy places the organism in Eukaryota, Metazoa, Arthropoda, Insecta, Hymenoptera, Figitidae. The coding region runs from base 126 to 893 and encodes 255 amino acids. The record is from RefSeq and is a predicted model, not a curated record.
UCAGUAUGCUUUUGUUUAAUUCGUCCUCUUUUCCUGUCUUAUUUCUUUCAAGACAAAAAAAAAACUAAUUCAUUAAAAAAUUUUUUUUCUUCACUUUGUUUUAUAAUAUAUAAAAAAUUUUUAAAAUGUCUUUUCACGGGGAAGAUUAUUUCAAUGAAGGAAACGAUGAGAUUUCUAAACGAAUUUCAGAACAAAUAGAAGAGGUUAUUCCAUUAACAAUGUCAAUUAAUAGAAUUUUGGAAGAUUGUAGCAUUCAAUGGAAAUCAACAAUUUCUAAAAAGCAAUGGAAAAUGACGAAUUGUAGAAAGGCAUCUUAUUUUUCAUGGCAAAAUUCUGUUGUGGCAAGGACCUAUUUUGAAAAUGAAGAUUUAGAUAAUGCCUUUCAAAAUCUCCUAAAAUCAAAGUCAAUGUUCACUAAUCAUCUUUCUCAUUUCAUAAAUUUAUUAAAUGGUCAAACACCUUUAAUAUCAGGACCAGAAACAAAAAAUCAAGAAAAAAUGACAAUUAAUGUACCAAUAACAGAGGAAAUUAAUUCACCACUUAUUUCUGCAAUCGAAGAUCGAAUAAAUGAAAAUAUUCAUCGUACAUUUUCUGAAUUAUUAAAGGCAAAAAUAUAUUUCGACAAGACUUUAUCAAGUUUAAACAGCAUAGUAAGUGAAACAGGAUCUUCAACAAUUGAUUUUUCAAAUUGCAUUUGUCAAAUAUGCUCCAAUGUUGUGGAAAAUAAAUCUGAAAAAAAUCCCAUAAAUAUCGCAUCUGGUCAAAAAAGAAGAAGUAAGAGAAAUAAAAUAAAACGUUUAAACAGUGGUAAUAGACAAUUUACAAGCAAAGGAAAAAAUGCUAAUAGAAAGGAUUAUUCGGCUGGAGAUCGAAAUGAAACUGAAAUAAUUUAAUUGAAUUUUUAGACUUUUACAAUUUAUGAAUCUAUAAUCAGAAUAGCAAAAAAUUUACAGGUAAUUAAAAUAAAAUCAAAAUUAUUUUCCACAAGCUCUUUUUAUUAAAUAUGUUAUUUCAAUUGCUCAAAUAUACAUAAAGAUAAUUUUUUACAUUAUAUCUUAGCGAAUGUAAAGAACUUGACAUAUGCAAUAUAAAACCCUUUUCUCCGAUGUGAUAUAAUAAUUAGCCUUUUUCAAUAAGCAUUAUAAUGGAUAAAAUAAUUAUAUUCUAUUAUUAAAUGCCAAUUAUCAAUCCUUAUAGUUCGUUUCUUUUUUUAUUAAUUAAAUCAAAAAAUCACAGUCACGAGUAUAUAACGUAGACACUUAAAUUAAUAUACAUGCACUAAUUACUUACAAAUUAUUAUUAUUAUUAUUAAUAUUAAUAUUAUUAUUAUUAUUAUUAAAAGAUAAAAACUAAAGUGGAUCAAAACUUUAUUUUAUUCUCAAUUGUAAAGCAAAAAGUACAAAUCACAAACUGAAAAAAGUGUACAAAAACGAAAUAUUUGUUUUGAUCCAAAGAUUUUUGUUACAAAAUACUUGUACAAUAGUAUGCAAUUGUUUUAUGCAUAUAAUUUUUAUGCUUAAGACAAAUGCAAACUGGGAAUGGUGAAUUUUGAUGUAAAGUACUCAAAACAUAAUUUUUACGUUCGCAUGAAAAAAUGUCCAUAUUAUCGAUUUUUAAUAAAUCUUAAAACCGUUUAACGUUAAAAUACACAAAAAAAAGAAAAAUUAAUAAAAAUCGAUAAAAUAGUCCCUUUUACAUAUAUACAUGUACCUAUACUAUCAUAAAGAAAUAUGCAUUACAAGAAAUUCAAAUCUCUUUAACAAAUUUCAUUAAAAAAUAUAUAUAAAUAUUUCAUCAAACAAUAGUUUGUCAGAAACAAUAAAGACAAAUUAAAAUUUGUUUCAUAAAUUAACAAAACUUGUUCUUUCUUUUUGUUCACAAUAACACGCAAAAGAAAAACUUGGAAGAUUGCGACAUUCUUAAGAAUAGACUAAAAAUAUAUUUCAUGCAUUUUUAAAGAAUUAAUAAAUCAAAUCACAAUCAAGUUUUAAGAAUUAAAAUUCAUUUACUGAUUUUAAAUUCUUUGAAUUGAAUCAAUUUGAAAUUUGUUAUUUCACAAUAUCUGAAAAGAAGAACCUUUUGCUUCCUUUAAACUAAAAAAUUCUCUCUACUUCUCAUUUUAUUUAUAUCGGUAUACUAUUAAAUGAUUUAUUUAUCAUUUUUAAUUCUUAAAGAUUUUCAAAAGUGGCACGUAAAAAAAAAUUCUCAAAGAGAAAAUGGCAAAGCAUUUUUGAAAUUUCACAUUUUUUUACUGCAUUCUAUUAGAAAAUAAUUCACAGGCCAACCAUUUUCUCUUUUAUUGUAAAAAGUACCAUAUUCGAACACCAUUAAAAAUUAUCUAGUUAGAUAAACAGAUCUCAUAACUUAUGUACCCGAUUACAGAUUCUUGGGUACGUAAUCAUAUAUAUAAAAAUAUAAUAUAUAUAUAUAGUAAAUAUUUGAAAUGAAAGGAAAAUAUAUAAUAAAUUAUUUUAAUUUUCAAAAUAAAUAUAUUUAUUUAAUAUUAUAUGACUCGUUAAAAAAAUGUUAAAAUAUGAAGCAUACAAUUUUUUUCAAUCUUGCAAAAAAAAGACGUUCGUAUAUUUUUUUUCAACGUAUCAAAAAAUGGGCGACAUUAAAAAAUUUAACAACAAUGAAAUGAAAACUAAAAGCAACACAAAUAUUUUUAAAUAAGUGCUUGCUAUAUAAUAUGUUAACGGAGAGUAGGAUAUUAUUUUAAUAAAAAUACUUAAUUUUUUUGUUUAUUGGGAAGAUUGAGAAUAAUUGUUUAAUAAUAACUUGCGUUUUAUUAUGUAUAUGAAUAGUGUACAAUAAUUUUUUUUUUUAAUAUCACUCUUGCAAAAAUAAAGUUCCUCUAAACAGAGAAAAUCUAUUUUUGUAAGCUAACUUGAAUAUUAAUAUCGACUUAUUCAAUUUUUAAAUUAAAUAUUUCUUAUGAUAAAUUGAUCUUUGAAAAUUUAAUAGUAUUUACAUAUUAUAAUUGCACAAUAUGUAGUACAUUAUACUAUUUGCAAUAACGAAAUAAUUUUUUUUUUAUAAUGCAAUGUCCGCAAAAUAAUUAUUAUUUACAUAAAUAUCUUACAUAAUAAUAAUUCUUCUAUAAAAUUGUUAUUGUUGCGAAUUUAUUUAUAUUAGUUAUUUAGAAACUUGUAAUUCAACGUGAAUUCUGUUAAAAUUAAA